This is a messenger RNA of Myotis myotis, 820 nucleotides long. RefSeq names its product thioredoxin domain containing 17 (gene TXNDC17). The coding region runs from base 336 to 707 and encodes 123 amino acids. Gene Ontology annotation, cellular component: cytosol. The transcript has 4 exons. NCBI's taxonomy places the organism in Eukaryota, Metazoa, Chordata, Mammalia, Chiroptera, Vespertilionidae. The record is from RefSeq and is a predicted model, not a curated record. Gene Ontology annotation, molecular function: protein-disulfide reductase [NAD(P)H] activity.
CCACGUCAGGGUUCCAGGGCUGCGCGGCAGCAGGUUUUGCAGCCAUUGUCUAUGGGGCUGGGGCCGAGACCAAAUUAGGAAAGAAGCCUGGGUUUCGGAAUGGAGCCAGAACGGGAAGGUCGGAGAAGCGAGAGCAGAAAGGCGGUACGGAUCAGUUAUGGCCCUCAGAAGCCUCCGUAGCCCCCCAUCUCCCCAAGCUUUUGGGCUCCUGCAGUCACCUGGUGCUCAGCCCACCCGGAAGCAGGUUCGCCCCGCCCCACGUGGGCCCCGCCUCUGGGCAGUACCACCCGGACUAUCUUCCCUCGACUAUCCUCGGUUCCCGGAGCGCGUUCCCCAUGGCCCCUUACGAGGAGGUGAGUGUGUCCGGCUUCGAGGACUUCACCCGGGCUGUGGAGCAGCACAAAGGCAAGACCAUUUUCGCCUACUUUACCGGUUCUAAGGACGCCGAAGGGAAAAGCUGGUGCCCCGACUGCGUGCUGGCUGAACCAGUCGUACGAGAAGGGCUGAAGCAUAUUAGUGAAGAAUGUGUGUUCAUCUACUGCCAAGUAGGAGAAAAACCUUAUUGGAAAGAUCCAAAUAAUGACUUCAAAACAAACUUGAAAAUAACUGCAGUGCCUACACUCCUUAAAUAUGGAACACCUCAAAAACUGGUAGAAUCUGAAUGUCUUCAGGCCAACCUCGUGGAGAUGUUGUUCACUGAAGAUUAAGAUUUGAUUAUGACAGUUGUGUCUUGAUUUCCUGAUUUAUUCUAGUAUAAAAGAAAUUGCAUGCUUGCUUUGAAUUCAUGUUAGGCAUAAAUAAAUGAUGAUUUUAAAAAAUG